Molecule: messenger RNA, 1935 nt
Organism: Leishmania mexicana MHOM/GT/2001/U1103
Lineage: Eukaryota; Euglenozoa; Kinetoplastea; Trypanosomatida; Trypanosomatidae
Exons: 1
Coding region: 1-1935 (644 amino acids)
Molecular function (GO): protein binding
Source: RefSeq, a predicted model, not a curated record
AUGGAAUCGGUAGAGGCCGUGGAGCUCUUCUCGGAGUGCAGCGCACGCUAUCGCUACCGCGUGCCGGUGAGCGUGAUUCGCGAGCUGCAGUACGAGGGGUCGCGCUACAGCGCUGAGUUCAACGUUGGCGGCUGGUUCUGGCGCUUCCACAUUCAAGAGCGAUCCGCCGAGGGCCAGCGCUUCCUGGCGCUGCAUCUUCAGAGCUGCACGCCGGGUGCUGUCUCUGUCCACUUUAAGCUCACGGCUGUCUGCAUGCGUGACCCGCUGCAGUCGCGCAGCAAGACGUUCAACUGCACCUUUAAGAAGGCUGGAAGUGCGUGGGGACUUCAUCAGUUUAUCGCGAUCGAGCAGCUGCUGCACCCGGAGAGAGGGUUCGUGUACACGGUGCAGGAGACGGGCACCCGCUGCGUCGAUUUUGAGGCGGUGCUGCAGGUGGACAACGGCAGCGGCAACGGGCGUGCUCCGCCUGUGCGCAGCGCAACCCGCUCCGUCACCCCGACCCGCAGCAUCGUUGGCGCCGGCGUUGCAGGAACGAAUGGCGGACAGAUAUCGCCAAGCCGAGGCCCUAGCGUUCGGCCGGUCGGCGUACGUGGCGGCGGCACUCCAGUGGGACGGAGCGGUAGGACGUCGUACUCGCCUGGCCGGGUCGGCACCAGCGCACUCGUCCCGAUGGAGGGCAGUGUGGACCGGCCCGGCGCGAGUGCCGGGGCCGCGCUGCGUCGCGGCUUCUACAGUGACCCGAACGGUGGUCAGUUGAUUACCUUAGACAACGCCUCGAUCAUCGGCGGCGAUGGUGGUGGCCGACCGCCUGGGAGCGCCGUCGUGCGCGCACCGCUCACGUACCCCUUUGCACACUUGGAGAUCCUGUGCGACAUGAGCUUCGACGUCCAGGGCGUCCGCGUUAAGGCCCACCGCUGCGUGAUUGGCGCGCGUAUGCAGCCGCUGCUUCCCGAGCAGAUGCUGCCGUUGCAGGUCGGCUGCAUCGUCGCCAUCGCCGUCCCCCUCGACGUCUUCACAACCUUCCUGCGGUACGUGUACACGGAAGAGUAUCCUGAGUCGGGCGUUUUACCGCCGGAGUCGCUGCUUGACUUGUACCUGCUCGCGGCAGCGUGCGAGUUCUACGACCUUAGCGCGGUCUGCAUUCGCUACGUUCGCCCACUCCUCACGCCGGAGAACAUUCUACCAAUUGUGCUGACACGCUACAACGCUGCGGACGAGGUGCUCACCUCUCUCUACCUGCACGUGCUGCUGGACAACUAUGAUAUCCUCAUCCAGGACCGCCAGUUCGAGGAGAUUCCCGGCCACCUCUUCCGUCGUCUUUCGCUAAUUCUUUACAGCAAGGAGACGGUGCCGAAUGCGCCGAUCCCACCCAUGAAAAACACGCUGGGGAAGCAGAUUGCGUGGCUGGCGGAGUCGGGGGAGUACAGCGACUACGAGUGGGUAGUGGGGCCGCAGCAGUACGCGGUGCACGCCCACCGCUACAUUCUCGCCUGCCGCUGUGUGUUGUUUUCGCAAGCAAUGAACCCACGUAGCCCGGGGCCGCUUCCGUCGUUCACUACCAACGAGUUCGACUUUUCCCUGCGUAGCUGGCAGAAGCUGUUGAUGGGGAUGUACCGUCGCCACCUUGACACUGCGCGCGACUUCUCGGCCGAGGACAUUGCCAUCAUCUUCAAGAUGCAACAGGUGCUCAUCAUGGACGGCCAGCUGAAGCGCGAAGCGGAUGAGGCGUUUAGCAACACAAACGCCCUGCGCCUCCUCAUCUAUGCCGUGAAGCAUCAAAUACCGGAGUUACACGAGCGUGCUAUCAGCUACGUGGCGCGCAACUUCAGCGUAAUGAUCCGUAACGACUCACAGGCGUGGGAGCUGAUUAGCGAACUGCCGCAGACGGCUGUGGUGUCUCUGUUCCGCACGGUGACGGAGCAACCGCCGUUGUAG